AUGAAUGAAAAGCUCGAUGGGCUGGUGCCUCUAAAGGACACGGUUUCUAACAUCGAAAAAAGUAUUGAAGUAAUGUCUGACAAGUAUGAUGAACUGCUGAAACGUCUUGCUGUACAAGAAAGCGACACAAAAAAUGUGAAAGCAAGGGUAGAGAAGCUUGAGCAAAAGGCCCGAUGUAGCGAGACAGAGAUUGAAAAGCUGGUCACUGAAAUCAAUGAACUUGAAUGGAGAAGCCGUCGGUUAAACUUGGAAUUUCAUGGAAUUCAGGUUACUCCAAAAGAAGACUUGUUGAUGAAGGUGAACAGCGUGGCAGGUUUGUUAGAAGUUCCAGAACUGAGCGAACGGGAUUUUGAUGCUAUUCAUCGCCUUCCGGCGAAAGCAGGCAGGGUCCCAGGAAUAAUCGUUCGAUAUGCCCGACAAGCCACCAGGGAUAAAUGGUUGGAAAAUAGGCGGAAACUUAGAGACAAUGAGAGCAGUACUUUUAUACUAGAGAAUAUGACCACCCGAUGUCGGCAACUGUUUCUAACAGCAAAAGAGUUGGCAAAGAAAAAGGGCUACAAAUAUGUCUGGUUCAGAAAUGGCAAGAUUUAUCUGCGUAAGGCAGACGGUGAUUCUUCUGUCAUUGUGCGCAGUGAACGUGACCUUCCGACGUGA
Dermacentor albipictus is the source of this 654-nucleotide messenger RNA. The record is from RefSeq and is a predicted model, not a curated record. Lineage: Eukaryota; Metazoa; Arthropoda; Arachnida; Ixodida; Ixodidae.